Messenger RNA from Agrilus planipennis (emerald ash borer), 3182 nucleotides. RefSeq names its product protein cramped (gene crm). Gene Ontology annotation, cellular component: nucleus. NCBI's taxonomy places the organism in Eukaryota, Metazoa, Arthropoda, Insecta, Coleoptera, Buprestidae. The record is from RefSeq and is a predicted model, not a curated record. Bases 250 to 3003 code for a protein of 917 amino acids. Gene Ontology annotation, biological process: pattern specification process. The transcript is spliced from 12 exons. Gene Ontology annotation, molecular function: chromatin binding.
CAGAGACCAGAGACACCAGCACGUCUCGAUGCAAAACGGUAAUCGACGGUAAUCAAAUUGUGCUGUUUGUGUGUAUUCCAUUGUUUAUUUUUCAUAUGGUAUCAUCUUGGAAUAAAACUGACCAAUAUUUAAACGGUUAUAUUGUAUAGAUGAAUCAUUAGUCGGGAAUUAAAUGAAAUUCAAGUCAUUGACGUAUUGGGAAAUAUAGUGUUAUGAAGUUCAUACAAACAUUCAGAUUAUUGCAUCAAAAUGGAGAAAGAUCUUCCUACCGUUAUCAACGCAGAAGACAAAAUCGAAACUCCUAUCGAAGAGCUACUUGGCUCUGUCACGACAUACAAUUGUUCUGAAGGUUCAGAAUGUAAAAGUCAACAAGUCCGUACAAGUGCCCGAGUUUUCAAAAAGUUGAAACUCGAUUCAGUUACAGCAACGCCGCCAUUACCAUUAGAACGUAAAGAAUCUACAUUAAAAGAAGAAAAAUUGGAAACGAAUAAGAAACCUUUGAGGCCUUCUUGGUCGCCAGAAGACAAAAGUCUGUUUUUUGAAGCCCUAAAUUAUUAUGGAAAAGAUUUCGAAGCAAUUCAUUUGUACAUAAGCAACAAACUAAAAAAGAAAGGAAUUCCAGAUUCAGCACUUAAAACAAAAGACCAAAUACGACAUUUUUAUUAUCGCACGUGGCAUAAAAUAUCAAAACACUUGAAGUUUUCUGAUGGUAUUAAGAAAAUUGCUCAAGAAUUAUAUGGUUUAAUUAAUUAUGGAGAAUUGAGAAGAAAAGUUGGUUCCGUUAGCGAAAAAAUUCGUAUGAAAUUAAAUGAGCUAAUGUAUCGCGGAAAUGUUGCAAUAAGAUGCAGGGGAAAGACAGUUCGAGUAAAAACUCCUCUUUGUCGCGCGUUACGACGCCUAAAUCAGCUUGACGAAAAACAAGAAGAACCAAAACUGCCUACAAGAAUCCUCGUUGAAGUUACACCGAAGGACGGCAAUUCCUGGAUGCAAGUACAAUUGAUAGCCCAAAAUCCUAGAAUUAAAGCUCUGUUGCCGUUACAAAAACGGCUAAGUUCGCUCUUGGAAUAUUUAAAUGUUAGGUGGAGAUCGUCUAUUUCAUCGGCCUACGAAAAGCUUAUAGAUUCUACGAAUAAUAUCGUAGAUGAACCAACCAAUACCGCUACAGAAGCAGAUAAAAAUUUAUUUCAACCGUCACUUCGUUUGUACCCUCCACAAACGGACGAUUUACAUAUGCCUACAAUUAAUUUGGGAGAAUAUCUUACUAGUCACAGUAUUUGCCUCAGUGCAUACGAAGAAAGGUUAGGAAUUCGCUCUUCUGAUUAUCAGCCAUGGAGUUUAAAAGGAAGUUUAAAAAACAGAGGCGCAAAACGUUGCAGAAAUGAAAUUACCGCUGAAAAGACCGUUAAAGCAAAUUCUAUCAUCGCAAAUACUGAUGUGAAUGCAACUGAUGCGGCUCUAUUAACAGACGUUCGGAACGUUAUUGACGAGGCAAUUAAUACGAUGUUAGCUUUACAAAAUCAAAGUAUCACGACUAAAAAAGAUGACAAAGAAACCGAAGAAAUUAAAAUGGAUGUUGAUGAUGAUAAAUGUACGAAUAAAGGGGAUGUAAAAAAUUUGGAAGAAUCGUACGAUAAUGAAAAGAAAAGUUUAGUAAACCCCAAAUUAGGAUGGACCGUGGACGAUUGUGGAACUCUUACUAUCGGCGAAUUGUAUUUAAUGUAUGGUUCUAAUUGUAAACUGUUAUUGGAAUAUGGUUGGGAUUCCGAUACAAAGAAAGAAUCAAUAAAAGAUGACAACAAUUCGGAGUUGAACGAAGUAAACCGCUGUACAGAUAAUACAUCUGUUAAUAACUCGAAAGAUACGAGCGGCGGAAGUGUUUCAUCGACACUGCAAAAACUUCUUUCUGUCGCCAAACUUCACUUUGGAAAAAAUAUCUAUAAAUGUCCGUGCGGCCAUUCUUGUAAUUACGUUAACAAUGAUAAAGUCAACGCUCCAAAGAACAAAGCAGUUAUUCCAAAGCAUUUGAAAAACAUCCAGUCAGAUCAAAAAGUGAACGGGGAAUUGGAAACAAAUAUAUCUACCGGGGAAGGAUUUUCCUCCAAUUCAAUCGAUAGAUCUUCAAGUCAAAUGCAGACGAACGUUUUCAAACAUCCUAGGACUUAUGGCAUUGAAUCAAUCACGGGUGCUCAUUUAGAUCAUCUGAGACCAAAAUAUAUCAAUAGAAAAAACAGAAGAAGCAACAAGCUGGUUGUAGAAAGACGAUUACCUCUGCUCGCCAAUAAAAAUUCCAUUCAUCAGAUUGUACAGAUGAACAUUAUUCCACAAGAAGUUAAUUUUAAAUCGUCAACUACAAAAACGACGACUCCUCGUCAAAUGGAGAACCUUGUACCGACCGAUAAUGCCAAUAAUGCGACUGAUAAUGAUUCCACUUCGAAUAAUAAUAAUCCGCUAAAAAUAAAUAAUACGUCAUUUAAAAUAAUAGAUCAGAACAUUUCGGAAAACCGAAAACAAGAAUUGCGCCAAACAUUAUCAUGUAAAAAAGAUAGUGACAUGCCUUUAACAACGGCAGACGAAAGAAUAAAAGACAAUAAAGAAAUGAAUCCAUCUGAAAUAAACGACAAUGCGACCACUUCCAGCAGAGUCAAUUCACCUGGCAGCAUAUGCGGUUUGCUAGAAUUUUCUGACAGAAAUGCUGCUAUUCCUAGCUUUGUAGGUCUUCUUCCAAACUCGACACCACCGGCAAGUCCUUCGCGUAUUUUAAAAGAAAUCGAAAAUCAGUGGAUAACGGCAGAAGUGGCCGAUUUUUCUCUCAGUAGUUUUCUUGGUCAUUUGGAAUCUCCAGCCAAACCAGAUCGAGUGUCACCUUCACCUCAAGUCGCUGACGAUUCGCGUUUGUCCCAAGAUGUGGAUGCACAUUUGCAGUCUUUAUUUUCCGAAAACAGCGUAGAUUACAUGGCCAAAUUUGCCGAUCUGGCGGCCCAAGUUACAUCAGAGAAGAAAUAGUCGCUAAUAGCAGAAGUUGCUCAGUUAGUAUUUCUAUUACAAUGUAAAAAAAAUAAUAAGAAUUUUUUUAUUUAGGUAUGUUGUAAAACAUAAUAUACCUGAUGUCGUCGUUUAUCUUUAAAUUAUUUUACAAAACUUUUUAUAAAUACGAAGUUGUAUAAAUAAAUAUUUAACGCCUG